Molecule: messenger RNA, 3102 nt
Organism: Mus pahari (shrew mouse)
Lineage: Eukaryota; Metazoa; Chordata; Mammalia; Rodentia; Muridae
Gene: Ppard
Product: peroxisome proliferator activated receptor delta
Exons: 8
Coding region: 274-1596 (440 amino acids)
Biological process (GO): regulation of lipid metabolic process; negative regulation of inflammatory response; hormone-mediated signaling pathway
Cellular component (GO): nucleus
Molecular function (GO): zinc ion binding; nuclear receptor activity; RNA polymerase II cis-regulatory region sequence-specific DNA binding
Source: RefSeq, a predicted model, not a curated record
CGCAGGCCGCGGCGGAGCUGGGGAUUAAUGGGAAAAGUUUUGGCAGGAGCUGGGGGAUUCUGCGGAGCCUGCGGGACGGCGGCGGCGGCGCGAGAGGCGGCCGGGACAGUGCUGUGCAGCAGUGUGGGUAUGCGCGUGGGACUCACUCAGAGGCUCCUGCUCACCGACAGAUGAAGACAAACCCACGGUAAAGGCAGUCCAUCUGCGCUCAGACCCAGAUGGUGGCAGAGCUAUGACCAGGCCUGCAGGCGCCACGCCAAGUGGGGGUCAGUCAUGGAACAGCCACAGGAGGAGACCCCUGAGGCCCGGGAAGAGGAGAAAGAGGAAGUGGCCACGGGUGACGGAGCCCCAGAGCUCAAUGGGGGACCAGAGCACACACUUCCUUCCAGCAGCUGUGCAGACCUCUCCCAGAAUUCCUCCCCUUCCUCCCUGCUGGACCAGCUGCAGAUGGGCUGUGAUGGGGCCUCAGGCGGCAGCCUCAACAUGGAGUGUCGGGUGUGCGGGGACAAGGCCUCAGGCUUCCACUACGGGGUCCACGCGUGUGAGGGGUGCAAGGGCUUCUUCCGACGGACAAUCCGCAUGAAGCUCGAGUAUGAGAAGUGCGAUCGGAUCUGCAAGAUCCAGAAGAAGAACCGCAACAAGUGUCAGUACUGCCGCUUCCAGAAGUGCCUGGCGCUCGGCAUGUCGCACAAUGCUAUCCGCUUUGGACGGAUGCCGGAGGCCGAGAAGAGGAAGCUGGUGGCGGGGCUGACGGCCAGCGAGGGGUGCCAGCACAAUCCCCAGCUGGCCGACCUGAAGGCCUUCUCUAAGCACAUCUACAACGCCUACCUGAAAAACUUCAACAUGACCAAAAAGAAGGCCCGGAGCAUCCUCACCGGCAAGUCCAGCCACAACGCACCCUUUGUCAUCCACGACAUCGAGACACUGUGGCAGGCGGAGAAGGGCCUGGUGUGGAAACAGCUGGUGAACGGGCUGCCGCCCUACAACGAGAUCAGCGUGCACGUGUUCUACCGCUGUCAGUCCACCACGGUGGAGACGGUCCGCGAGCUCACCGAGUUCGCCAAGAACAUCCCCAACUUCAGCAGCCUCUUCCUCAACGACCAGGUGACCCUCCUCAAGUACGGCGUGCACGAGGCCAUCUUUGCCAUGCUGGCCUCCAUCGUCAACAAAGAUGGGCUGCUGGUGGCCAACGGCAGUGGCUUCGUCACCCACGAGUUCUUGCGCAGUCUCCGCAAGCCCUUCAGUGACAUCAUUGAGCCCAAGUUCGAGUUUGCUGUCAAGUUCAAUGCGCUAGAGCUCGAUGACAGCGACCUGGCGCUUUUCAUCGCAGCCAUCAUUCUGUGUGGAGACCGGCCAGGCCUCAUGAAUGUGCCCCAGGUAGAAGCCAUCCAGGACACCAUUCUGCGGGCUCUAGAAUUCCACCUGCAGGUCAACCACCCCGACAGCCAGUACCUCUUCCCCAAGCUGCUGCAGAAGAUGGCAGACCUGCGGCAGCUGGUCACUGAGCAUGCCCAGAUGAUGCAGUGGCUAAAGAAGACGGAGAGUGAGACCUUGCUGCACCCCCUGCUCCAGGAAAUCUACAAGGACAUGUACUAAGGCCACAGCCCAGGCCUCCCCUCAGGCUCCGCUGGGCCUAGCCUCGGACUGGUCAGAGGAGCAGCCCACAGGCACUGGUCACAGUCCAAGCAGUGAGAGCCUACUCACAACACUCCAGACACACACGUGGCCCAGACUCUCCCUCCCCCUCCCCGCGCCCCAUCUCUCCUCAGCACCUCCUGUUCUUGCUGUCUCCCCAGCGCCCUUGCUCCUCCACCUUGCUUUCUCUAGCAUCCCGCUCCGCGCCUGUCAUCACAUCUGUCUCACUCAUGGCAGACAGCCCGUUGGUACUCUCACCAGCAGCCUAGAAGCAGUGGGGCCUGCGCUGGCCCAGGCCUGCCUCUCCUCUCUCUCCUCAUCAAAGACAUGAGCCAUCCAAAGAAACACUACGCUCUCUCUGGGCCCGGCUUUCCAAGAAGCCUGGCCUGGACCGACUGCCAUCCAUCCCAGCCUGUGGUCACCACCACAGGGUUCCUCCUGCAGAGAGCGAGUGGGCAGGGAGCCUGGGCCAGGAGCCAUAUUCCCAGGCUCUCAACCCUAGGCACACCACUCUCGCCCUGACACCUCCUUUCUUCUCGCUGGCCGGCUUCCCCUCCAGAUGUCCCCUCCAGAUGUGGUUCAACAGUCCCACUGAAGGGAAGGGGAUAGAGACAGGCCAGAAGGAGCAGCGGCACACUUAGGUCCCAGGGUCAGAAGCUAGACAGCGAGUGGACAGACCCUCCAUCAGCACCCCUCCUCCACCCUGUAGCAGCAUCCAGACUGGCAGAUCCCAGUACCAGGAACUGGACCAUAGCUGUUCUGUCUUCUCCUGGGAGAUGCUGGUACACCUGUCCCCCCCUCCCCAGCUGUCCCUGUGUAGCCAUGACACUGGCUCACCUCUUGGUCACCACAGAGCUCCUCCCAUGCCCUCCCCAAGGCCACUGUGGUACAGCUAUGGCCCUGUGAUCCGUGAGCAGGCAUGGAUAUCCUACCAGGUCGCCCCUGCCAGCUCACAGGCAGAGUUGCCGGGCUCCUCUGAGCCUGUCCUCCCGCCGCUCACACGUACCAGCAGCUCUGCGGCCUUCUCUUCUUUUGCCUGGCUGCUCACCAGCUCCCAUCUGCUGCUUCAGGUGGCUUGAAGCUUGCUGGGCGCUCCCAUACUCCGCCCAGCCCGGCAAAUCCUGCCUCUAGGCCCACGGAUGAUCAACCCAGGGUCGGCUCCUGCCGACACAGUGACGUGCUGCCAGAUUAGUCCCCACUAGCACACUCCCUGCCCCCCACCUCUACUGAUCAGGUCUUGGGGUGUUCCCUGUAGGGCCCAGGCUGAGAAUGGAGCUGCAGUACCCGCCCCGCCCCACCCGCCCAGCCCCGCCCAGGUCUGGUGCUGAGGAUGCAGCUCCUCUCAGGGUCUGAAGUCUCCAAAUCUGAAAUGUAUAUUUUUGCUAGGAGCCCCAGCUUCCCGUGUUUUUAAUAUAAAUAGUGUAUACAGACUGACGGAACUUUAAAUAAAUGGGAAUUACGUAUUUA